CGCAGGCUGGGUGAAGCCGGGCAGGGAGCCGCCAUUUUAAGGGCGCCGCGCCGGGCUGAAUGGAGGGGUUGGGUUUUGGCAGCGUUUGGCCGCCCAGGUUCACCCGGAAGGGCGCUCAAAUUGAUGGGCUUCUCGGUAAGCAGCGCAGCAGUGACCUGCCCUGAGGUGACCCAAUAACUCCGCACCACGCUGCACGUUUCCCAUCCUGAGUCAUCACCGUAGGAUGAAGCCAAGUCGCCGAGCAGACGAACUCAGCGCACGUGUCAGGGACGCUCAGAGGGUUGCCCACAAUGAACUGGAAUCCGGGAGGGGACAAGUGACCGCAGCUGAGCAGAGGGCUGUUCACAUCAUAGGGCAUCACGGUCAGCAAUAAAUGUGGGGGAAAGAAGGGGCAAAGGGGACAACGUUCAGAUCUUUUGGGCUUACCUCGAUUAGUUUCAUCUCUUCCCCUCAGCAUCUCCUCUGGGCACUUUAGGGAUCGCCUGGCCCCAGGCUUUGUAUUGCUGAGCGAUGAGCAUGCCUGCAGUGCCAUCAGCCACCUCCAAAGCUCGCCUGCUGCUUGCCUUCCCCGGCUCUGCUGGCCUGCAGCCAUUCCUGGUCCUUCAGCCUUUUGCUGGUGUCAGCUGUCCCCAAGGAACCUGGAAGGAAAAGAGGAAACUCCAGUCUUGUCGGUUCGUAAUGACAGCUCUACUCCAGCUGCUGCUUGGCAAGACAGCAGCAGGAGCAGACAAGUCUGUGCGGUGCAAUUGCUUGCAUGGGUGAUGACACCCUCCGUAACACCUUUUAUGGCUGCUCCGAGUCGAAUGCCAACCAAACCCACACAGAUGUUUAUUUCUCCUUAUUUCAGUGGCCGCAGCCCUCCCACCAAAAGGAGCCAUCGCUGCUCAUCCCUCUCUGUGCUCUGUGUCACCUGAAAGCAAACCUUCCAGACUUACAGCCACCCCACCAUCUCCCGGCUGCUGGCCCAAGUAUUUCUUUAAUAAGUGCCAGAAUUAGAGCUGUCCAAAUAUGGAUGAAAUGGAAAAAAGCCAGUUCUGUCCCCUCUGGUUGAGGCUGAGCGUUGUGUGCAUUUGGCCACAUACAGAUGCAGCAGACUCACCUCAGUGUACGUUCCUGUCCAAAAUUCCCUCUCCCACUUUAAUUCACUUUGCCCCCGUUCUUCAGCUCAUCACUUUUCACACGGCGGUUCUUUGUUUCUUUUAGCACAUUACUCACUUCUGCCUCCUAAAAAAUCCGUGUCCCCAGGCUGACUUGGGCUGCAGGAACUUUUGCUUUGUUGCCUAGCAGAGGCAUCCAGCACUGUCCUCCCCUGGAUGAUGGGUGGUAGAGGGAGGAUGGGGAGAAGGGUGAGGGCUGUGGAUGGGGCUGUGGGCAGCUGGGGGUCUUCUCUGCUGGGAGAAAGCAGGCAUAAAGAAUGAACUUGCUGCAACCCCACUGCUACAAGCAGGGCCUGCUUGUGUCCCUUCCACUUCUUGUUUGUGUUUCCAAGCGCGCUUCCAAGCUCUGAAUGGAUGUGACCCUUCUCCUGUGGUUGCAUGGACUUGGGAUCUGGGGCUUUGGAGAAGAAGUCAAGUCUUGGGGAGCGGGCAAUGCAGGAGAACCAUCACCCCACAGCGCAGCCCACCCUGCUCCCAGGGCUGCCAAGGCACCGGGGCUGCUGCUGGCACCAUCGCUGUCCCCAUGGGCGCCCAAAGCCACUCCCUGGGCUGUGCCUUUUCUCCCUUUCACGCCAAGCAGGCGGCAGUUCCACUGGGAGCAGCCUGUUUGUCACCACUGUGACUGUCUCACCCCCUUGGAGAUGGCCACGCUGGCUCGGAGCGUUCUGGUGACGGGGUCCAACCGGGGCAUUGGGCUGGAGCUGGUGAGGCAGCUCGCCGCCAGCCCCCGACCCCCACAGCACAUCUUUGCCACCUGCCGUGAUGCCAGCGGUCUGAGAGGGAAGGCCCUGCAAGAAUUAGCAGCCCGGCACCCCAGCAUCAAGCUGAUCCAGCUAGACACGGUGGACUUGCCCAGCAUCCGUGGAGCCAUGCAGACUGUGGAGACUCAUCUGGAGGGCCAGGGCUUGAACCUGCUCAUCAACAACGCCGGCGUCGGCUCGCAGGCCACACUGCAAUCCGUGGAUGCACAGGAGAUGCUCGCCACGUUUGCAGUCAACGUGGUGGGGCCCCUGCAGGUUGCCAAGGUGUGUGUGGGCCUGGGCUGCUCCUCUGUGACCUGUAAUCGUGGUGUGAGGACUUCCAGGGCAAGGUUGAAGCCCAGGAUCUGUACUAACAGAGCUCUAAUUGUGUCUUCCUGCCAGGAAUUCCUACCACUCUUGGAGAAGGCAGCGAAGGAUGCAGGGACGGAGGGGCUGAGCUGCAGCAGGGCUGCCAUCAUCAAUGUGUCUUCCAAAGUGGGCUCCAUCGGGCUGUGUCUUGGGGUGCUGGAGGCCCCUAUGUACCCGUACCGUGCCAGCAAGGCUGCCCAGAACAUGGUGACCAGGUGCCUGGCUGAAGAGCUCAGGGAUAAGGGGAUCUUGUGUGCAGCGAUCCAUCCUGGAUGGGUGAAGACGGACAUGGGGACGGAGCAGGCACCCAUGACUGUGGAGCGCAGCAUGCAGGGCAUUCUGGAGGUGCUGGGCAUCCUUUCACAGGAGACCUGUGGGGCCUUCCUCGACUGGGAAGGGAACCGCCUGCCCUGGUGAUGCCAGCUCAGCACAACCACGUCAUUCUUCCCCACUCAUGGACAUGGGCAGAAGCUUUUCCCCAUUCCCCAUCUGACAUACAGCCACUCGGUGCCCUGCAUCCUAUAUUUGUAUCACUCAAUGCUCCCCCCUCCCCCCUCAGCCCUCAUAGGGAACCCUUUUUGGACAGAUCCUAUGCCCCUCCCUUGCCUGUUCUGCUCCCAGCCCCAUGCAGCCCACCUCCUCAAAGACAGGUAUCAGCCCAAUCCUGUCCUUUCUGGAGGGGAUGUUUCCAGCAGUGACAUCUGCUGAGAUGAGGGGUGGGACCCCCUGGGAAGGGGCCUCCCCUCCAUGGGGUUCCACAGAGACUGUUGUGCUCACAGAGCCAAGAGCAUUGCUGUUCUCAGACAUGGGUUUAUUGAGGAUGUAGCAGAGGUUGGGCAGCA
Phasianus colchicus (ring-necked pheasant) is the source of this 3108-nucleotide messenger RNA. NCBI's taxonomy places the organism in Eukaryota, Metazoa, Chordata, Aves, Galliformes, Phasianidae. The record is from RefSeq and is a predicted model, not a curated record.